AUGCCGUCAGAGUGUUUGACUCCUGAAGACAGACUUUGUUGGGAGUUGAAUGGGCUCCAAAGACUGAUUUCCCCAUUCCCCAAGAUCCUGCUGUCCAAUGAUUCUGAGUAUGUGGAGUGCUUCACUGGACCCAAUAUUAUGGCUAUGCACGCAAUGCUGAUUAACAAACCUCCAGAUACUGGCAAGAAGACUUCCCAGCACCCCAUGCAGCAGGAUCUGCACUAUUUCCCCUUCUGGCCCAGCAAUCUCAUUGUUUGUGCUUGGACCGCCAUGGAGCACAUUGACCAGAACAAUGGCUGUCUGGCUUUCCUCCCAGGCACCCACAAACUUCCCCUGAAGCCACGUGACUACCCUCAGUGGGAGGGUGGAAUUAACUCCAUGAACCAUGGGAUCUAGGACUAUGAUCAAGACCAUGUCUGAAUGUACCUUGUGAUGGAGAAGGGAGACACUGUUUUCUUUCACCUUUUACUCAUACAUGGAUCAAGUCAGAACCAAAAUCAAGGAUUCCGGAAAGCAAUUUCCUGCCAUUUUGCCAGUGCUGAUUGCCACUACAUCCAUGUGAAGGACCCCAGUUGA
Ictidomys tridecemlineatus (thirteen-lined ground squirrel) is the source of this 576-nucleotide messenger RNA. NCBI's taxonomy places the organism in Eukaryota, Metazoa, Chordata, Mammalia, Rodentia, Sciuridae. The record is from RefSeq and is a predicted model, not a curated record.